Morchella importuna is the source of this 528-nucleotide messenger RNA. RefSeq lists its product as uncharacterized. The record is from RefSeq and is a predicted model, not a curated record. Bases 1 to 528 code for a protein of 175 amino acids. Lineage: Eukaryota; Fungi; Ascomycota; Pezizomycetes; Pezizales; Morchellaceae. The transcript has 2 exons.
AUGCCUCUCAACAAGCGAUCCGCAGGUUCUACACCUCUUUCCACAAAGCGACCACGACUCCCAGUACCACCCGAAGAGCAUGAUGAUUCACAGACUGACGGAACUCGGAGCAGUCAGUCGACCACCGCCCCAAUAGUGCGUAAAGGGCUUCUCCGUUCUACCGACACAUCGACUGGAAGAAGCAGCCCUAGAAGGGUAGAAUUCCAUCUCCCCGAUGGCAAUACUGGCAGCGUUGAAGUGCAAGAGGUGGAGGAAACCGCCGAUACCAGCCACUCGGAGUACGACGACUCCUCAGAGAACGCCCAGGAGAGCUCUGAAGAGAAUCUGGAUGACGUGGAAGAAGAAUCUCAAGCUUCCACCCAGCAGAGAUCCCAGAGUACGGGGAAGAGGCCUCGUACAGUACAGCCGACUACUGCCAGAGCACUGGGCAAUGCUCGGAGGAGACCAACCGGAGCGGUAGCGGAGGUUAUUGCUUCCUCCGACGUGUCGGUGGAUGUGGUACAGGUUCGACUCCAUCCCAGUCAUUAA